This is a messenger RNA of Xyrauchen texanus (razorback sucker), 4944 nucleotides long. Its product is annotated as kremen protein 1-like. Gene Ontology annotation, cellular component: plasma membrane. Bases 166 to 1572 code for a protein of 468 amino acids. The transcript is spliced from 10 exons. The record is from RefSeq and is a predicted model, not a curated record. Gene Ontology annotation, biological process: multicellular organism development. Lineage: Eukaryota; Metazoa; Chordata; Actinopteri; Cypriniformes; Catostomidae.
GCAGCGCUGAUGUUAGAAGUUGAGACGUUCUUAACGCGGACGCUCCCCAAGAUUUCAUUACAUUCAACUGUCCUCGCUGCACCAGCUUCAACCUGACUGUGCUCAAAUCAGUUCACCUGCGAGAAGAGAGAAGACGUUCAGGUCUCUUUAUACCACAGAAGAGCGAUGGAUUCUUGGAGAAUCGCUGCUUUGCUCCUCGCUUGCUGCCUCACGACGGCAACCUCUAUUCAGUUCGAUACGGAGUGUUAUACUGCAAAUGGAGAGGACUACAGAGGCCGACAGAACCAGACAAGUCUUCAAGGGGGAAGGCCAUGUCUUUUCUGGAAUGAGACUUUCCAACAUCCCUACAAUACCAUCAAAUACCCCAAUGGAGAAGGAGGCCUUGGACCACAUAACUUUUGCAGGAACCCAGAUGGAGAUGUUCGACCAUGGUGUUACAUUGCAGAUCUUGAGGAUGGAAUCUACUGGAAGUACUGUGACAUUCCGACCUGUCAAAUGCCUGGUAACCUGGGCUGCUUUAAAGACAGCGGUGAUCCGACUCCUCUAUCCGGAGGCUACCAGACCUCCAACAAACUCACCAUUCAAAACUGCAUCAGCUUCUGCCGUAACCAAAGAUACAAGCUUGCUGGCAUGGAGUCCGGCUACGCUUGUUUCUGUGGUAAUGACCUUAAUUACCGUCAUCAUGGUGAUGCUCCGAGCACAGAGUGUAACCAUGUGUGUUUUGGAGAUCACACCCAGCCCUGUGGAGGGGACGGACGUGUCAUAGUCUUUGACACAAAAGUGGGAGCUUGUGGAGGAAACUACACCUCGCCCUCUGCAGUGAUCUACUCUCCUGACUUCCCAGACAAAUAUAAACCUGGCAGGGUCUGCUACUGGACCAUUCAGGUUCCAGGGGCAUCUGUCAUUCUGUUUAACUUUACUUUUUACAAUAUUGUGGAUCAGACUGAUAUGGUGGAACUUCUGGAUGGCUACUCUAAUCAGGUGAUGGCACGAUUUGAUGGGCGCAAUCCACCACGGGACAUUGUGAACGUCACUGUAGACUUCGUCAUUCUGUAUUUUUAUUCGGACAGGACGAACGAGGCACAGGGAUUUUCUCUUCUUUAUCAUGCUUUCAGAAAUCAAGGUGUCAGACCUGAUGAAGAGGAUGAUGACGAUGAUGGUGAUGAAGAGGACACCAGUACAGUGAGGCCUCAUACUGGAAGCACGACUGAAAAAUCAAACAGCAGUCAGAGUGGGAAAUCCUCCCUGCUGUACUACGUAAUCACAUCAAGCCCUGCAAACAUGCCAGGUCAGUGGCAUGGACCGGGCCAGACGGCAGGCCACAGAACCAUGUGGACUAUCUAUGCGCUAGCUGCCCUGCUAAUGCUAACAGCAAUAGCCAUGGUAGCUAAGCUGCUACUGCACCUUACUGUAAAGUCCUCAUCCAUUCCAUCGAUCAGCAGUUCAGAAUCAUGUGUGCAGAGCACCACAUCUGAACCUUGGAUCAUCUUCUACAGACCUUCCACCAUCUCACUGUUUAAGAAGAAACUCAAGAACCACCAUGGGGACCUUAGCCCUCUCGUGGGAAUCUAACUUCAACUCUUCUUACCUCUACGGCUGCUUUAGCCCCCCUGUAAGGAAUGCACACACUGUACGUAAUGCUACUGGGCUACGGAAAGGGAGUAGAACCAUCCUUGAUCGACUUCAAAAGACCAGAGCAAAGCUCAGCCAACAGGGAUGAUUGGUUGUUGGUAAGGAACUUGGCCAGAAAGGUACAGAGAGACCUCAAUCCCACUGGCCAAAACGAAUUUACUUUUAAUUUGCAUCUCAACCAAUCACGGAUGAUGUGACAAGUGCACAAAUAAACCAAGUGAUAUGAUUAGCAAAAGAAAUGUCUGGUUUGUCUUGACAUUGUAGAGCAACAGACCAAAACAAACUCAUAAUGGAUGCCAAAAAAGGGCCCAACCGUUUCUCCAGGUGCUUUUGCAGAAGCGAUCAACCCCUGAUAAAUGUCUUCAGAAAGGGUGAGACUCCCCGUGGACCACACUGAAAGACAAAACCACUUGUAUAACCAAUAUAAUGCCACUCAUGUGCCCAACUAGCCCCUCUGGAAGAGAGAUACGAUUCAGUUUCUGUCGCUCUAAUGUAGAUCACCUCUUUUUGAGGAGCACAGAACUUCUUUCUCAUAAGAUAAAAGAGCUGUUUGAACCAGCAGAGGAUUGAUGACACAAUCAUGUAGAGGAGAAAGUGUUUCAGAUCUUUGAGGACUCAAAGUGAACAACAAAGUAGUCUCGAGAGAGUUGGAGAGUAGACGAAUGGAUUGCGAAGUACCAAAGCCUGCAAUUGCUACAAGUUGGGCAAUGUUCAAGACGAGUUCUAGUUAAGUAAUCCCUAUGGACCUCUCAUGCCAUCUUUUUUGGUCUGUGUUGGGUUUUGAUCUUUCUGUAAUGCCUUUAAGUGCCUUAAGGACUGAAAAAACUCUUCUAAGUGGCCACAAUGAUGUAAACAAGCAUUGAUCCUUCGGACCAUUGAAUUGAAAAUGAGAAGAAGCACUAAGAAAUUUUUUUCAGGGGAUUGUGGGUGUCGUUGGGGCAUAUUGUUCUUGUCAGGUUUUUGACUUGAGCAAAAGAAGCAUUGUGAUGAACAUUGUGUAAUUCUGUGUUGGAAUGAUCAAAGGUUAUUCCCUUUUCAUUUCACUCCCCAACGGAGGCAGUGGUGAAAUUCUUCCAAAACAAUUUGUUCUUUCUCCCCCUUCACCAUAACUUUUGCUUUCAGAUUCUGAAGCACUUUUCCAGUCAACCAAAAACCACGAGGAUCACUGCACUGCUUGCUAUGAGGACUGAGGAUGUUCCUACAAAGGAACACACAAUCGGUUAAGGGUCAUGAGUACAGCACUUGAACAGCCAUUAGUUACAGAUCAAGAUAUGAGUUGACACGAGGGGUGUCUUACAGUUUUGUGUUCAAUGCUCGAUGUUACACUUGAUGUGUCCUAACCAGUCAUGAUAUGACAACAAGCUUUUUGUUUAAUGAAAAAGAUUCUGUCAUCAUUUACUCAACCAUUUGUCAUUUCAAUCCCGUAUGAUUUACUAUCUUCCAUGGAACACAAAAUGAGAUGUUAGGCAGAAUCCCAGCCUCAGUCACCAUUCACUUUCAUUGCAUCUUUUUUUCUCAUGCAAUGAAAGUGAAUGGUGCCCGAGACUGGACAUUUAGCCUAACAGCUCCGUUCGAGUUUCAAUACAAGUUAAGCUCAAUUGACAGACAUUGUGGCAUAAUAUUGAUUAACACACAUAAACACAAAAAAACAAAAUAUGGAUUCGUACCUCAAGCAAAAAUUGUGGUUACAGUAAGGCACUUACAAUGGAAGUGAAUGGGACCAAUGUAUAAAUAUAAAAAAUACACAAUGUUUUAAAAGUAUAGCCACAAUACAUAAACGUUAUACAUGUUAACAUGAUUUUAGUGUGAUAAAAUCGCUGACUAUCCUUUUGUGAAAAGUUAUAUCCAAUAUUACAACUUGUUGCCAUGACAACAUAAUGCCGGUAACCCCUGUAAGCGGUUUUAUAACACUAAAACAUUUUUAACAUGUAUAAUGUUUAUGUAAAAUGUAUGUAAUAAUGUAACAUAAAUGCAUAAAUGUGUUUUUGUGGUGAUAUUUUUUUAAUAUUUUUUAAUAUUUAUGGAAUGGCCCCAUUCACUUCUAUUGCAAGUGCCUUACAGUAACUGCAAUUUUAGCUUGUAUUUAAAUAUACAAGGGACAAGUCUAAAUUGUUCCCGGUGGUUAUCUGCUAUACAAUACAAUAACUUGUAUUGAACCUGGAUCAUUCCUUUAGUGUGUAGUUAUGUGAUGCAACAUUUUGAACCAAUGAGAUUUUACUGUGGGUCGGACUUCCAAAACAGCGCCACAGAUUUAGAAGCCAAAUGAUUAGCACGCUGUCCUUGUCACUCAUUGCAAUUUUAAUCAUCUGAUGUUUUAUCGCAUCAAACCUGAUUUGGGCACAGUGAUACAGUUGUUUUAGCAAUAUUGUGAAGGCCCCUCAUUUCAACGUCCAUGUAUGUGAGUACAUUCAGUAUAUAGCCAAACACCCUGAAAAUGGGUGGUCAGCAAUACAUUAUUUGUGGGUGCCACAAUUACAGCACUUACCAACAAAACAAAUGAACAAAAUCACCAUAUGCACUUUUAUUUAUUCUAACAGAAGUACUUAUCUUGGGUCUUGUCUUGGGGGGGGGGGUAUUCGAGUGCAGGUCAAGUCUUGAGCCCUCCUCCAGGGACAGUGAGCCAAACAUGAUUACACUAUCCUCAUGGCAGGAUUACAUUAAUUUGCGAACUACUGAAAUACUGUAUAACUAUAGACCUGUAAUUGAGCAAGCUGCCCACCCAGUGUUUCAAGGUUCUUCCUCAAUUCAAGUGUAUUUGGCUGACCCGAUGCUGUAUUUUUGCCAUAUUUUCAUUUGCACACUGUCCUAAUUAUUGCAUACUUCAUACCCUUAGCUCUGAAGUGCCCGGGGCUACCCAUGCAUGCUAUAGUAUCACCAGUCACAGACAGAAAGAGAUAAAGAGACCAUGGCUGUCAAAUCACAUAGAGACAAACUCAAAGUGACAGGUUAAUUCUAACAAGGUCUUAUUUGUCUGGAAAGACUGGUGAGUAAUGCAGAAUCCAGAUUUUCACUUAUAUAGCCUGAAUAGUACUUUUAGCAAUGGAAAAAGUGUCAUAUCCUUUUGUGGUUUAUCACAAUGUCAGUGCGCUUUCCUUCCGAGUAACCAAGAUGGGAAUCCCUAUAAUUUUGGGAAAGGGUGCUUCCAGGGAUUAUAAAAAAGAUGUUGUUUUCAUGGAAUUGUAAAUAAAAUAGUGAGAAUUUUAAUUUAUACCAUAAAUUAUUAUUUUGGAUGUAAAUGGAACAUAAUCUAUCUUUUGUAUAAAGACCUUUGUAGUUUUUAUUUAAUGUGUUCUGUGUGCAAAAAUAAUAAAU